Molecule: messenger RNA, 4381 nt
Organism: Cricetulus griseus (Chinese hamster)
Lineage: Eukaryota; Metazoa; Chordata; Mammalia; Rodentia; Cricetidae
Source: RefSeq, a predicted model, not a curated record
GCGAUCGCAAACCCGGAAGAAGCCUCUGGUUGCUGGACUGUACCAGCCGGCUUGGUAUUGCCAUGCAGCUCGAAGAGGUAGGUCUGGUUCCCGCUCCAGCGAGGGAGCCGAGACUGACCCGCUGGCUGCGGAGAGGCAGUGGGAUCUUGGCACACCUGACAGCUUUGGGCUUCACCAUCUUUCUGACUGUGCUGUCCCGGCCAGGAACCAGUCUUUUCUCCUGGCACCCUGUGUUCAUGGCCUUGGCGUUCUGUCUCUGCAUGGCUGAAGCCAUCCUACUCUUCUCACCUGAACACUCCCUGUUCUUCUUCUGCUCCCGAAAGACCCGGAUUCGACUCCACUGGGCAGGGCAGACCGUGGCCAUCCUCUGUGCUAUCUUGGGCUUGGGCUUCAUCAUCUCCAGCAAGAUCCGCAGUGAGCUGUCCCAUCUGGUGUCCUGGCACAGCUGGAUAGGCACCCUGACACUGCUGGCCACUGGGGGACAAGCACUGUGUGGGCUCGGCCUCCUCUGUCCAAGGGCAGCCCGGGUCUCAAAGGUGGCUCGCCUCAAGCUCUACCAUCUGACAUGUGGCCUGGUUGUCUACUUGAUGGCUACAGUGACGGUGCUCUUGGGCAUGUACUCAGUGUGGUUCCAGGCCCAGAUUAAAGGUGCAGCCUGGUACCUGUGCCUGGCAUUGCCGUUCUACCCGGCCCUGGUGAUCAUGCACCAGAUCUCCAGCUCUUACUUGCCAAGGAAGAAAGUAGAAAUGUGAAUGCCUCUGAACUCUGAACCUAGGUGAGAUUCUUGCCUUGGACUUCAGCAGUUCCUUGAUCCUCAGGGGACCCACUUCAGAAGCAAAGUUUUGUACUUCAUGGCUGAGCCAAAGAGUGCAGAAACCCUAGCUGCUACUGCUGAGGGGUGAUCUGGUGGGCUCCAAUGGGGAAAUGUAUUACUGGGUGCAAGUGGAAGGUUCUGGAGAAACUGAAGCCUCACUCUUGAUGGCUUCAAGAAGGAUUAGGUGGUGGUGGUGAUGGGAUGGUGGUGAUGACUUGCUUAUGUGCCUGAUGAAGAGUUGAGUUCCUCUUGGUUAUGAAUAACAGCCACAGAUAUUGGGGUCCCUUCUGAAAAGGCAGUACUGUGGAGAGCCCAUGGUCUCUUAGGCUGUGUUGUACAAUCAACCUUAGACAAGUUCCAUCUCAGGACCUCAGUUUCUUCAUCCGAAAGGCCCUUACCUUAACAUUUAGUGUCUGGCAGAAUGAUGUCACUGGAUACCCUCUUAGCUCUGGACCAUGCAGACAGCUCAGGAUGUAAUUCUUUCAUCCAUUCCUCCUUUGCUCUCUUGGAAGGACUUCUCCAUACUUGUACCCUUCGGAAUUCUGUGCUGACUUGACUCCUGAACCAAGGAACAAGGGCCACGAAUCAUGGAAAGAAGGGACUGUGGUGAGGGUUCCCGGACAGUAAGAUAGUAAAGGCACAAAAGUCACUUUAAAGUUCUUUGGAGGAACAGGAGGGAAUUGGCCUUAACCAAACCUAGACUCUUGGACUCCUUAGCUCAGCUAAGAACUUCUUCAGGCUACCUCUGGGUCUAGACUGUAGAGUCUGGGUAUGCUCCUGACAUCCAUUCUCAGGGUAGAGUAGUUCUGGGCAUCUUAUACUUUGCCCAUAGGGCUUAGAGGAUUUACUUAGCACAUUUCUCCAGAGAACUAUUCUGAAGCUUUCAGAACAAAAUAAAAACCAAGCAGUGGGACCCUCUUGAUCCAAGAAACACAGUGUUUCCCUGGUUGCCCUUCCCUCCUUUUCAUUUAAGGUUCCCUUAGUUGUUGUCUCCUGCCAGUCCCUCGGCUUAAGAGUGGGAUGAUUUCAGUACCAACUGGGCUCUCUUCCCUACCAAGAUACCUCCUUGGUCCAACUGAGUUCCCCAGAGCAUCCUUGGUGGUGAGGGCUGAUUGUCAAACUGGUUAGCUGUGGUGUGGGUCAGUCCAGGAGACGGGCCUUGUAUAGAUCCUAGUAAGGACUGGAGACUGCUGAUCCAGGAAAGGUACCCGUGCAACUUUCUAUCUGGGAGGCCUGCAGUACAGGGGCUGGAGCACCAGGUCUAGAGACAAAGGAAAAGUGUCAGUUGUCUGUCUCAGAUCCUCUGAAGAUUUAAGGCUUCUCCGGGUGACUCAGAAACAAGGCGGGUGGGAUUCAAUAGUACAGGAAUGGGGACCGUAGGGCAGAAGUGUCCUGUCAGUGGACCUCACCAUGCUUUUUCCCUGGGAGAUAGCAUCUCUCAUCAGCUAUCUAAAUACAACUUACUGAACAGAAGCGCCUGCAGUGCAGAGAGGAACCAUUCUUGUUUUUUGUUUUUUUGUUUUUUGUUUUUUUCAAUGCCCUCUCUCCCUGUCAAGCUAUCCAGUGUACUGCGGGCUUGGAAGGAAUGGUUACUGGGCCACAUGAAAGAGAUUCUCACUAGGGUCACUUUGAUGCCAGGCUCUUUCUCCUUCCCACAUCAAGGCCAGUUCUGGGGGGCUCCCCAGGGUGGGCCAGGUAAGGUUCAGCAGCCUGUUCUCAGAGCACAGAGGCAAUGCCGGAAAGCCUGAGCCUGCCUGAGGUGUUGCCUCCUCCCAGGUGGUGCGGGGGCUGGUGGGCGGGCAGGCAGGCGUGCUGACAGCCGGCAGUUUGCGUGGGCUGUGCCAUCUGAUGUCUAUUCCCAGCCCUGGGAGGAAGGGGAGUCAUUUAUAUUCUGCAGGAAGAAGGGACCCAGCUGUCGCUUCCUCUGACCAGUGGGCCUGGAGGACAUUCGUGCAGAGCAGAGAGGAGGGCACAGGUAGCGGUGGUCUCCUUCUUAGGGAUCUGACUGCAGUAUAGGGAGCAGGUCACCAGGAUGAGCCCUUCUUGCUGGUAGGCCAGAUUGUGGGGGGAGGGAGGACUUCCCUCCCCUCCUGUCUUUCCACUUCUGCAUCACCACCUGCCCUCACAUCCUGGGGCAGCAGCUGGACAACCAAUGGACCUCAGUGCCAGGGUAUUCUUCCUCCAGCUGGGAUCUGUGGCUGCCGGCUGCAUAUGCCUCCUGGCUGUGUGCUCCUCUUCCCCACACCGUCUGCCCCUUCCUCUUUGUAUCUUCCAGUGUCUGGAUACUACCUAGGCUUUUCAGCAGCAAGGCAGGGACUGUUGGGGGAGGGGGCACAUGGCUAUCCUUCACCGGUGUUCCUUGACUAGGGGAAGCUGCUACCAGUCAGCUUGUUUUGCUUUUUAAAGUGGGGUGGGAGAUGACACUCAGGAUGCUCAAGAUUUAAAAGUCGCCCAUCAUUUGCACAAAUUUCCAUAUCGUGCUAAGUCCUGUUCCAUAUUUGAUUGUGGUCCAAGCUUGAUUAUACUCAGACUCAACCUUGAGGGCAUUAGAAAGAGUUUUGUAUCAAAUCCAAAUGGUAAUGGGCAUACUGUUCAGGUCUAGAGUCCUCUCAGGAGCCCCUUUGUUCCUGUAUCCUCCCUUUUCUGUGAGUCCCAUUGGGGUUGGGGGUGGCAGUAAAUGAAUGACAGGAGCUCAGCAUCUGAGAACUCUUGCUUCCUUCUCUGGCUGUCAUCCCCGUCCAAGAUAGGCUGCUAUCACUCGUCAGCCGGUGCUUUCUCUCCCCCUCCCAAGGCAGACCACCCUUCCUCCAUGACACUGGCCUACCCUGUCUCUCAUUGUCCCCACAUUUCCACCCCCAUGCAUGGCUGCUGUGGGUCUUGUUUUUUGAACCUCACUGUGGGAGAUCCAGGCAUACCCCCUGAGCCAGCUGGCUGCUGUGCCAAGGCCUGUUCAGAGUUAAUAAUAAUCAUUAGUUGAAUGGCGCUGGGGCCUUUCAGCUCCAGAUCUCUAAGCACUUGCAGGCUGACUCAGCCAGCCUUCACCUUCCCCCUCUUCUGGGCUUUGGAGUGUAAUAGCAUGGGAAGGCACUGUGGGAGAGGGAGUCUGGAUUCUUGCUGCCUGACCAUGCCUGAGGAUUUUCUCUGAGAGUAAGCAGUGAGGCCAAGGUACACAGAGAAUAUAGUAUGCUCAGCAGAGACCACCAUGGCUGUGGUAGCUGAUAACCCCAGACCUCUAGAACUCCUGUGUACUUGCCUUGGCCUCUGCAAGGCACUCCACCUGAAUGCCCUUAGGCAAGCUUAGAGAGCAAGAAACUUUCUGGGUUAGUACCCCCAAUACCCUUGUCUGUGACUGGCACAAAACAAAAAACAAACAAACAAAAAAAAACUAUGUGUCAUGAACUGAAAGGUUCAUCAGCCUGGACACCGAGAAAGCUGCUAUAUAAAUGUCUCAGCUCCUAACACUGGGUGGCAUAAGCAAACUAUUUGCUUCUCAUCCUACCUCACAGGGAUGUUGUGAGGGUCAGACAAGAGAACAAGGUUCAAAGCAUUAAACAAAUGGAAACCAGA